CCGAGAGGGAGAAGGACCGGGCGCACAAAGGAAGUGCACGUUCAGAUCAUUUUUGAAGGCAUAUAAUUGGGUGGAUGAUGUAAACAUGGGAUGGAAAGGCAAGCAUCCCCCCUACCACCGCCACCCCUUUUUUUAAUCCCAUUACAUUUGCCCAUUAAGGGCGUUCAAUAAUAAAUGGGGUGGUGGCUACAAACCGCGCGUCUGUCUCUACACACAACGGAAGACAGCAGCCAAGAGUGGAGGAAAGGAAAGAGGAGUUGCGCUUUGUUUCGUCCUUGCGUGGCUUCGGGGUUUUUGGAGUUGUCCACAGAAACGUCAUGUUGGGUCGUCUAAGCUCACCAAAUAAACGAACGGAGAUUACAUAUUUCAAUUUUUUAUUUUAUUCCAUCUGAUUUUGGACUGAAAAUGACAAAAGAAGAACAACAUGUUGCCUUUGUGACGCAGACUCGUCUCUAUGGGUGAGGCCCACUGAUCCAGGAAUUCCUGCACACCCCCAUCCUUCCCUUCACCCUUUCUAGCCCCUUUCAAGACAGUCACCAUGACAUCCACCAGCCAGUUGCUGGGUUUGGCGGAGAUGGGGCUUAAGUGUGACCAGGAGAUUGAGAGGAGAUAUGAGAUUGUGCCCUCUGUGGUCUGCUCCAUGUGCUGCCUCUUUGGGAUCAUCUACUGUUUCUUUGGCUACAGAUGCUUCAAGGCCGUGUUGUUCCUGACAGGCCUAAUGUUUGGCUCCGUGGUCAUCUUCAUGUUGUGCUACAAGGAGAGGGUGAUGGACACUCAGCUGAGUGUAGAGGCGUCGGUGGGCAUCGGCCUUGGCAUUGGGACCCUGUGUGGCCUGGUGACCAUGUUGGUACGCAGUGUGGGGCUGUUCAUGGUCGGCCUGCUGCUGGGCCUGCUGGUUGGUGUGGCAUCACUAGUGGUCAUGGAGGAGUUUUAUCAUCCCAAAACAGUGUGGGUUCCUCUGGGGAUUCUUCUGGGCUCUGGAACCCUGUUUGCUGUCUUCACUCUUCAGUGGCAGCGCUGCUUCGUCACCUUCUCUACGGCAACGUUCGGCUCUGCUAUCAUCACUGUCACGGUGGAUUAUUUUAUUGAGCUGUUUGCUUUGGUGCACUACAUCUAUGACAGACUCAAGGUUGCACCAAAGAAGCCAGUGUGCUGGUUUACAUGGGUUAUCUUGGGGGUCUGGCCUGUCCUGACCCUCCUUGGAGUUCUGAUCCAGUGGAAAGUUACUGCAGAGGGAUUUUCUCACACAGAAGUGGUUCUGAGCCGACAGCAGCGGAGGGUCCAGCUCAUGCGGAUCAGACAGAGGGAAGAGAGGCUGAAAAAAGAGAAGGAGAACAAGAAGAAGAAAAAACGACAGAGCCAGAAGACUGUCCUCAAGCCGAAAACUCACACCCAUCUCCACCACCACCAGCAGUACCACCACCCGACAGCCUCCCACCCUCACCAGAGCUCUCAGCCACCUAAAGUCCCUCCUCCUUCCCAGACAGAACCUGGCUACCACCGGAAACCCAAUCCCAAAAGACGCUUUGAUGGCGAUGUGCUGUCUCCGAGCUACAUCAGGAGUUUCAGGGACCGACAGACGGACCGACGGCCGUACUCUCUCAACAGAAUGAGCCGCUCUCGAAUGGCUCAGCUGGACUACGAUUGUGGCUCUCAGGUGCCUCUCACAGCUCCCUCUGGACCUGCAGUUCACAUCUGAAGGAGUACAUGCACAUGAUCCCAACCUACUUCAAAAAAGUUGCCACAGGGAAAACAACCCUGACCUGGCUGUGCCAACUUUCUCAACAACCUGUUAAUCUGACAGGAGCCGAAGGUUGGAUCAACAGUGUUUUUGUUUUCUCACAGAAAAUGACGUUAUAGCCUUUGUUUUGUUCCUGAGUUAUUUCACAUCUCAGAACACUGGCAAGUUGGACCCAUUUUACAUGUAAUUAAGUCAUCUGUUAUAAUAAUUUCCAAUAGGGUGAUGAAAAAAUCAGAACACUGAACUCUGCAGGCGUAUUGAACCCUUUCCAAUAAAGUGGCAUCACAUCCUUCACAGGAAAUGCCUUUUAUCUUUACCUUCACAGCCACCUUCAACUUAAAGGUUAUUAAAGGAUGAUACACUUCACUUCAAAGAUUCUCUGAAGAGUACUUGGAGGUAAAUGCUGGGAAACAUAAAGCAAAAAGAGACUUGGCAGACACUGGGCUUGUUUUUUAUUUGAAAGGUCUCUGUGUAAUAUAUGAAGUUGGCCUUGCAUAAUUCCAUGAGAACCUUUAAAUCAUGAUAUGGCAGCACAAGGCCUGUGCUACUUCAAAGUUGGACCAGUUUGGUGUGUGAAUCGAAAUUUAUCGAUUCAAACCAAAGACAUUCCCUUUUUUUCCCCCUCAGACGUCAGUGUCAUUUGCUGCAUCGCUGCCAUUUUCCAAAGGGAGUUUGUUUACAUCUCAUCACUGCCCUUGUAGCCUUGAUCCACACUGUUUCCAUCUGAAGACUUGAAGAGGACAUGCACCUUCUCCUUCCUGAAUUUAAAUCAUUUGUAUGCAAUGCAAUACUUUGGGUUUCCACGUGUCUAAGUGCGAUCAAGUCCUCUUUUUGCCUGUUUUUACACCAAUGUGGUUUAAAGCUGCUGAUAUGGCCGUGCAGGAAUUUGACUGUAUGCAUGAGUGGACACAUCAGCCCCACGGCUGCUGGAUUGCACAACAUAUUAGCAAAAUUGAAGAGGACUCAUUUAAAUGCAAGACAAGCAUGCUGUCUACCCCAACUUCGUUUGCCAAUGCACUACUAUGCUUGAAAAUAAUUAACUUCUUCAGUUUCUAUGACAUGUUUGUGGCAAAGCGGAUGCUUAAAACCAAGAGUAUCUCAUCUGAAAAGAAGGUGAGAAGAUGAAAGCAUUUGCAAACGGCACCCUAUAAUGUCUGCUGUUGGACCUGUCUCCUGGACUGUCUGUGUGUGCAUUGGCGUGCACAUGAAUUUUCAUGUUGCUGUCUUUGAAAUUCAGAUGCGCUUCUUGCAUCAAUAUUUUGAUACCAACAUCCAACAGCAUACUCUUUUCUAAACAGUAGGGUGGUAAUUUGAGCCUUAUGCAGGAUUCAAGGUGUUUAAUCUUAAACUACAAAUGUGACGAGGAGGAAAAGAUAAAAAGACAAAGUCGCUAACGAAACAUUUUGAAGUUUAAACGGCAAAAACACUUAACUUGCUUCGACACCUGUAAUCAAUGUGGCUACUUGGAGUUACCAACAUUUGCAGGACCAAUCAUUUACGUCAAACUCCAUUACUGCAUGACAAUAUUUGUGACGUGUCCUUUGUAUUGUGUUGUGUCGUCAGAUUUCCAAUCUGUUGCUCCCAGGGUGCAUAAAAACCUCAUCUAUUCUCCUUUAUCUGUUUACUUAGUAAAAGCCUUGAAAAGGACAUGUUUAGCCACUUUCUGCUCUGCUUUGCUGUAUCAUCCUGACGGUCUUUCACAGUGUAGAGGAUGUACAAGUUUUUAUUUUUUUAUUUUUUGCUUAUACCUCGGUCCUUUGAUGGUUUUCUUUUGUGUUUUACUGUAGUGCAGUUGUAACAUCUUUAGUGUUUACUGGGAAACAAAAUGUCAUCUCUAAAUAACGGCUCCAGUCUAGCUUGUAAUUCAGAAGCAAAGCUAAUUAUCCUUACACUGAUCCUGUUUUUACCAUCAAACAUGUUAACAAUGUAUGUUGUUAUUUUGUAGAUACUGACUUGUAAAUACAAUUUUAAUGUGCAAAAGUUUAGAUCAAUUUUCAUGUUUAUGCCAUGAUAUUGUAUUUCCUUUAUGCAGAUUGUUGUUUUCUAAUGCCAUGCUGUGAUGCUACUGUAUGUAUUUCAUUUUGUCCUGCUAUUUGAACAAGUGAUGAUGAAAAUCAACAGAAAAGCUCAA
Messenger RNA from Nothobranchius furzeri (turquoise killifish), 3872 nucleotides. It is a transcript of the gene tmem198aa, whose product is annotated as transmembrane protein 198aa. Gene Ontology annotation, cellular component: plasma membrane; cytoplasmic vesicle. The record is from RefSeq and is a predicted model, not a curated record. Lineage: Eukaryota; Metazoa; Chordata; Actinopteri; Cyprinodontiformes; Nothobranchiidae. Gene Ontology annotation, biological process: positive regulation of canonical Wnt signaling pathway.